Hyaena hyaena (striped hyena) is the source of this 965-nucleotide messenger RNA. RefSeq names its product arylacetamide deacetylase-like 4. The transcript has 3 exons. Lineage: Eukaryota; Metazoa; Chordata; Mammalia; Carnivora; Hyaenidae. The record is from RefSeq and is a predicted model, not a curated record. The annotation marks the transcript as partial.
CCCAGGCGCCCCUAUCUCCUUGGCACUGAGAUGCAGAGAACAGAGAUAAGUUAUCCACAGACACAGAGUCAGUACGCUGAAACGGCAGGAUUCAAACCCAGGCAGGCUGGGAUCCAAGUAAAUGUUCCUGACCCUCGGCUAUGCCAAGUUUCCCCACAGCCUUGACCCGAGUAGGGCCGGGACAGGGACCUGGCAUGAGACGUGCUUUCCCAGCCUAACCAUGCAAUGGUGAGGAAAGCUGGCCAAUUCUACAAUGGAAGGAUGAGGCCACAGAGGCCUGCGCAACCAUGUGAGGCUUUUCCCUUAGGGGUCCUGGGCAAGACUGAUUUUCCAGGUGCUUGCAUUGCUCAGGGAGCCAGUCCCUCCAGCUCCCACUGACCCUGUAGAAACAGGUCAGGCCACUGAAUCUCGGCAAAGACCAAAAUAAGUGAGAGCAGAGAGAGAGAUGGUGUAGCCAGUCCACGUUCUCCUAACAAGUUUCCAAGCUCCUCUCUUCAGGGCAGCAGCUCUGACCAGCUCAGGAACAUGCUCCUCCUGUGCCUGGCGCUCUCGUCCGCCUUUUUUGUCAGAGUCUUUGUCUGGACCGUCUUCCAGCACUUCCUUACCGCAGACGUGCCCUCGACCUUGCAACAUCCCGCCAAGCUCAGAUUUCUGCAUUGCCUGUUCCUGUACGGGUACACUUUGGGGCAUAUAUUUGAGAGGCUGGGAAUCUGCUCCAUGCCCAGAUUUCUCCAGUUUCUGCAGGGCUUUGUGAGAACCAAAACGGAUGCUAGAGUUAUAGCGGUUGACCUGUAUUUUGGGACCAUCCCUGUGAGGCUGUUCCAACCCAAGGCAGAGUCCUCCAGCCCCCGGCGAGGCAUCAUCUUCUUCCACGGAGGAGGCGGGAUAGUGGGGAGCCUGGACUUGUCCCACAGCCUGUGCAGUUUUCUGGCCCUGGAGACGGACUCUGUGCUGCUGUCGGUUGG